AUGCUCACCAAUGAUAAAGGAUCUCAAGCCCUAUUAGAAAUCGGAGUAAAAACUGGCCUCAGCCUUCUCUUCUCCUUGCUGCACCAAAGUUGGCAAGUGAGUGGUAUUCUUGGUAUACCCUCUCUGUGCAAUACAGUUUUGGAAACCACCAUAGACCUCAUAAGAAAUCUACCGCCUCUGUGUCUCUCCAACGACGUCCAACUGACUGCUUUAGGAAUUGCCAGCCUGGAACAAGUUUGUGAUUUUUUGAAAAAUGCCGUGCUACAUGAAAGCUCCGCAGAUGAAAGAGGCAAAUUGCUUGCUUCAGAAAUUCUAUUGGGCCUUGCUUUACAAAGAGGCUCCCUUAGAUAUUUAUUAGAAUGGAUUGACAUUGCUUUGGAGGCUUCUUGUAAAACAACCAUACAAAGCGACUUUUUCUCCAAAGCCAUCACCCAACUAGAAGGGGGCAAACACAGACUAACAAACACCUCCUGGAAAGAGCAAAGCCCUAUUUCCAUGUACCAAACCGCCAUUUAUUUAUUGGAAGUUUUAUCCUUGAUGGCUACCGAUUAUGGUGGAGCCUGCUCUGCGGUGGAGUCUACGAUGUGCGAGGCCGAGCUGGGAGUUUGCGAAAAGUCAGACGUUUACGUUUGGGGCAGCAACUCGUCCCAUCAGUUGGCCGAAGGCCAGCACGAGAAAAUUUUGCUGCCGGUCAAAUCGAAAAUAUUCAGUCAAGUACAACAAAUUGAGGCAGGACAAUAUUGUACCUUCGCAAUCCAUUGGGACGGUUACGUAAGCGCUUGUGGCAAAGGUAGCUACGGCCGGUUAGGCCUAGGAGAAUCCUCGAAUCAAACCCUACCCAAAAGAAUCCUAUUGGACAGCAUAGUAAGAAAACUGUCCAGCUCCAAAGGCUCUGAUGGUCAUACCUUGGCGUUGACCGAAAACGGCCAAGUUUAUAGUUGGGGUGACGGCGACUACGGCAAAUUAGGCCAUGGCAAUUGCGCCACCCAUAAACAACCCGAACGCAUCGUAGGGCCAUUUUUGAACAAGACUAUUAGGUUUAUUAAUGCUGGAUAUAGGCACAGUGCUGCCAUUACAGACGAUGGGCGUUUGUGGACUUGGGGCGAGGGCGAUCACGGUAGACUGGGGCAUGGUGACUAUAAUGCCCGACAUAUACCUACAAUGGUGUCUGAUAUAAGUGAUGUUGGCCAAGUCGCUUGUGGCAGUACUCACACUCUUGCAGUGUCUCGAGAUGGAAAAACUGUUUGGUCAUUUGGCAGUGGCGAAAAUGGCAAACUAGGACAUGGAGAAAUUGCCAAAGUUUGCAGGCCAAAAAUUAUUGAAACGCUUCAAGGCCUGAUAAUUCAAAAAGUUUGCGGUGCCACCACAUUUUCUUUAGCCCUUACCAACACAGGGCAAGUUUACUCGUGGGGAAGUGGGCCUAUUUUAGGCAUGGGCGUGGCCGAUGCUAUUUGCCUGCAGCCUUUAUUAAUUGAAGAACUGACGCCCUAUAGGAUUAUUGAUAUAUCUGUGGGUGAUAAUCAUUGUUUGGCUUUGACUGAUGAAAACCAGGUUUUCGCUUGGGGAACAAACACAAUGGGCCAAUGCGGGCAAGGCCACACAUCAAGCCCCAUAACGAGGCCCUUGAAAGUGGUGGGCCUAGAAGGAGUGCGGGUACGUCAAAUAAGCGCGGGAACGUCGCACUCUAUAGCUUGGACCACUGUACCAUUGGAAACCCAUCAGAUUACCAGACACAAACCCUUUUGUCUCGAUUUGCACGAGAAGACUUUUAAAUAUUUCAAAAUUUUUCUAGAAAAAUAUACAAAUUCAUUUUUGUAUGAAGAAACAGCCCCCCCAAAACCAUUCGAAACCCAAAAAGAACAUCACAAUUUCGUUUUAUUAACACUAAAACUCCUAUGCACUCAUUUUCAUUUAUGUAUCGAUGGCAGUUUAAAUACCACAGUUUUAAACAAACAUUCCAAAGAACUCAGAACAGUUUUAUUUAGGCUUGUCGAUAUAGAAGCCCCAGAAGGUAUCCACAAUUUGGCCAAAGAUGUCCUAAUAAUCGGCGCCCCUUUAUUGUUACCCCUUUUAAACGAAAGAGUUGAAUUUUUGUAUUCGCAUUUGUCUAGCGGUAACGUUUUAAGUGCAGGGCAACAAAUGCUUCUGAGUAUUAUUCUGAGCAGUUUAGAGGAUCCCAUACAUAUUGCAGCCUUGCUCGGUUACACAGUGAAUAUGGAAAAAUCUAGAGAAUUGGACAAAGAUAUGAUAUCAACGCUAAUGCAUACACUGUUGCAAGCUUUUACAAAAGAUACAGAAGAUACUUUGGAAUCGGUUUCAAAAUAUAUGGCAAUAGAAACGAAGUUUUGGUGGCAGAGUCCAGCCAAUAUGAAAGUUUCCCGUUUGCAAAGGCAAGAAUUUAAACAAAUUAUAUUUUUUAAACAAUUGUUUUUUUUUUUUAGAUUGUUAUCUUCUUUACAAAAUCAUAUGUUGGCUCACUAUACUGUCAGGCCUCGUGGAGGGGAGCAAAAGUGUUUGUCGGAAAAUGAUUUUUUGGUCAACCAUCUUUUGAGUUUGUUUGGGUUUGCUAUACAAGUUUUAAAUAAAGCUGCAUUGACUGUGAAUGAUUAUCCAAAUUCCCUUGAACUACUUUAUAAUGUACUUCAAGAUUCAACCGCAGGUGCUAUGCUGUUUAAAAUAAUCAACUCCUUAUUGCUUAUGCCAGUAAGUCACAUAAAAAUCCUUUAUAAUCCUCUAUUGGAAGUCUUGGAUGCUUUGGAUAAGUUUAAUCAGCUUUUACCAAAAGAAUUACUUUAUGAAAAAGACAAUUCACGUUCUGAAACCCCUACUCUGACUCAGCUUGCUGAACAAUCCUGGAUAUGGAUUGUGGAUUUGCAAAAAACUUGCUCACUUCUUAUUGGUCGUUGUUUAGGUGGCAUGAUGGUAGGAGAAAGUCCAAGCAAAGAAGAACUCUAUUGUCGUCAUUGGUUGGUUAGUGAAGUGUUUUCGUCUGGUAUUGAUAAUGAAACAAUGCCUGUAGAAAGUUUGUCUGAACUUGCCUAUUUUCCAGAGUCUGUAACAAUGUUGGACGCCUACAAAAAUAUGCCGCAAGAAGUUCAAAGUCUGUGCAAAAUGGCUUUGGGACUUCCUUGUCAGUACGACGAGGCUUGUGCCGUAUUGGAUGAUAAUCAGUCUGAUGAUUUGUAUAACAAAAUUGCUCUGAACUAUGAAUCUGAAGCUUUUGAAUUUGAAACUGAGGAAUUAGUUAGGAUAGUUGAUGCGAUUAGUCGUAGUUAUUUUUAUGGGGUUUUGAAAAUAACAGGGAUGAUUGAGCAAGAGAGUUGGAAUAUGGUGGUUUGUAGGGAAGUUUUUAAGUAUUCAACAAAUCUACGUCAAAAACUCUUCAGUAUAAUGUGCAGUCUAAAAUGUACGGAAGAAGAAAACGAAAAAGACUACCAAGAUUCUAAAGAAAAAUUGAAGCUAAAAGAAAUGGAGUUCGAGAUAUUUUGCCAUAAAGUUUUGCAGCAAUGUUUGUUUUUGUUGAUUUACGUUAAAGGCUCAAAAUCUGAUUUGCCUACAAUGCAAACAGAUUCAGACGAGGAUAUUUCUGAAAAGCCUUACGUAGAAUUUUACAGAUCUAACCGAGACCCAAGUCUUGACAAACUAAAAAAGUUAUGCUCGCUUUGUCUAAAUUUCGCCCUCAGUGAAAACCAAGAAAAAGAUGGCUACACUAUAGGUGGAAAUGGUUGGUUCAACGAUCCAUCAGUUAUUCACACAGCCUUGUUGAACCACAAAAAACGCUCUCUGAGUCGUUUAGAAGGCCUAGACCAACUCCUAUUCCACCUAAUCACCAAAGAAUCCACAGACACAGUAAUCAAUUGCGUCCAGCCGCAACUCCUAGAAGGCUGUUUUGGUUUGUGCAAUUUGGACCGACAAGAAUCUUGUACGCCUUUCCAUCAUUAUUUAGAAGGCAUCCAAAGUUCGCCUUUGGAAAUUCAAGACAAAAUUCGUACGAUUGUUCAAGGAAUUUACGAAUUUCUAACUGCAUCUCUUAAGAAGUAUAUUAAUUCCGAUAAUAAACAGUUGUUGUUGGUAAUGAUAUUUUCGUUGAGUACCAGAUAUCAGCCAAAUGAUUUGAGUUUGAUUUUAAAUAAUGAUUUAGUGCAACAUUUGAUGCAACUAGUCAAUAUUGGUAAUAUUGGAGUUCAGCCUUAUACAAAAUCCGAAGUCCUUAGUAUAGCAUCAUUAAGGCUAAUUCACAUUUUAGCUAUGUCAUGUUGCAUAAACUCCAAACAUCUAGACAUAUCUCAACUAGAAAUAAUGUUUUUAGCCACCACUAAAAAAUGGAUAAAUACUCUCUUGAACAUCUUAGACACUUCAAGUCUACCUCUAAGCUACAACUCCCAAAUAAAAGUACUCAAACCUAAAUUAUUAAUAUUGCAAGUAUUGCAAAUAAUUUUGCCUCGCUUAAAACAAGUCCAUAUUGAUGAUGCUUUAAGGAAAGUUAUUGUAGCAAAACUCUUUACACAAUUAGGCAAAGAAAUGUGGCAAAAGACCCUACAAGAAACUGAACCUGUAGCUUUAAACGACGAUUUAUUGACAGCAAAAGACUUCAAAGAAAGCGAAGGAAAUGUUCCUGUGCACGACAUGGGUUUUGAUCCAGACAAAUGUUACAAAUGCUCAAUCGAAGGCAGUUUAACUUUAGUCCACGGCUCUAGUGGUAGAGGCUACGGCUUAGGAUUACAACCAAUCAAAUCAGGCUGUUACCAAUGGAAAAUACUUAUAGUCAAAGAAAACAGAGGCAACGAAGGCACUUGCAUAGGAGUUUCCAAAUUCCCUGUGCGCGAUUUCAGUCAUAGAUCCACCAGCGACAUGUGGCUAUACAGAGCCUACAGUGGCAGCCUGUAUCACACCGGAGAAAGGGACAAUUGCUUUCAAAGCUACACCCAAGGAGACUACAUUACUGUAGUAUUAGACAUGGAUGCUAAGACUUUGAGUUUUGGAAAAAACGGCGAAGAACCUAGAGUGGCUUUUGAAGAUGUCGACGCACCUGAACUGUAUCCUUGUGUAAUGUUUUAUAGUACCAAUCCUGGAGAGAAAGUUAAAAUUACUGACAUGAAAGUGCACGGGACUCAAAGAGAUGUUUUGCCAGGCGAACCCAAUUUAGCCCCCUUACAUGCAGUAUUGAGUGAAUUUUAUAUUGGUUUGAUUCGUAAAUUGCACAAAUUUGAUACGUGGACUACUGAUGUAAAUUCGGCCUUAAAACUGCGACUAAAUAAAAUCGAAGCUUUAUUUCCUAGUAUAGUGGUAUCUUCAGACAAGCUUGAAGAGGUGGAAAUUGAUUUAGAUGAAAUGUGCUCGGAGGUUUGGCCAGCUUUAGCUGUCAUCGGCGGCUUGGACAGAGGGUUGAAAAUGGGCAGUUAUUGUAGGCAUAAAGUAACUGGAAAACGUGCCGUUAUUUUGGGUGUCUUGAAAAAAGGCAUUACGACAAUUAGCAUGCAAUGGGAGCACGAUUUAAGUGUUUCCGAUGCGUCCAAAUGGGUUUUGGAAUUUGUCGAGCCUGAACCGUUUAAUACUAAUAAGUUUGUUGGUCUCACAUCAAACAUCCUUCUUCAACUAGCCAGACUCUCUGGUAUAACAAACGAAGUCUCAUUUCCGGUCUACAACAUAACCGAAGAAGAAGAACGUCUUUUGAAUUUCAAUCUACCAAAAUCCUCUACAAGCACAAACGAGGAAACAACAAAGCCUCACUCUGUAUCGUCGGAUUCUAGGCUCGUACAAAAGCCUCGGACAGUGGAAACUUUGACUAACGAACUAGUAUCAAAUAUAUUAGAAGAAGUUACCAAAAUUAAGUUUCAAAGCGACUCGGCGAUUGUUAGGGGCGAGCAAAAUGACGACGUGAUUAAAAAGCAGCAAGACGAUAGCGCCGAAUAUCUAGCGUUGCAACAUAAAUUUGCAGCUAUCGAAGAAAAAUAUCUCAAAUUGGCCUUUUUACAAUUUUCCGCCCUAAAAACUCUAGGAACAUUCGUAACAACAUCUCAGUUUACCGAACUGUUUUUACUAAACGACAAAAAAUCCUGUGAAGAAACCGAUUGCCUGAGAGAAAUCAUGUAUAGCAUUGUCGACAAAAGCAUUGACCAAUGCAAACUAAAAAAUAUCAUCACUGUAGCUGAAACUGAGCGCGCAAUGGCAAUUCUCCACAUGAACCACAUUAAAAAUAAAGGCAAAGAAGAUCCAGAUAUUCCAAAAGAAAAUAACGAACCACAACCAGAAUUUGUUGUUCCAAGUAAUUUCAAUGAACCGAGUACUUCAAGAGAAAUGCCUUUAACUAGAAGCCCUAGACUAGUGAGACGUCGCGUCUUACCAACACCGCCAUCUUCCUUAACAGUACAAGGCUCCAGCCCUUAUUUUUUCAACAGAACUGUAUCCUUAGGCUCCAGCCCAACCACGCCCAGCAUAUUCACUAGCAGUUCAGAAGAUACCGUUUUCUCAAGUCGUAGCAGCUCGCCGCCUCCGCCCCCUAUGGCAGUACCUUUAUUAGAAAUGGGCUUCAGUUUGAGGCACAUUUUGAAGGCCUUAUUCGAAACUAAAAGUUCUGGAGAAAUUAGCGCUAGAAGCAUCAGUAUGUUGGCUACGUGGAUGUGCGAACAUCCCUACAUGGAAGAGAGCGUUGUUGAACAGGCUACAAGUAAUUUGAGUAGCUUCAGAGAAUUAUGGAAUAGUACUAGCGAUUUGGUGGAUAGACAAAAUGUUAUUUUGUAUGUGGCCUUGCAUGAUAGCUUCCGAGAACGCCAGCAAAUAAGGGAAAGGGAACACGUUAGAGGUGAAGCCCACCCCUUAUUGAGAAACCCCAUUGUCAGGUUUGGUGAAGAAACUCAAUCUCUUGAUAGCACAGUUGUCCCAAACUCAGAUGCCACCUCAAACUACGCAGACUGUAUGAAUUCAAUAGGAGUUUGCCCCUAUUGCAAUCAACUAAACUCAAAAUUAGACAUUCACAUGCUUUUUAGUCAUCCAGGCUGUGGCAUCCUAUGGGGUCCUGGAGUUUGCGGAGAUGUCAUAAACAAGUACUACAUUAUGUGUUUCAAAUGCAGGAAUAAGUACAGACGUAUAAAUAAAACUGAGAAUGCCUUGGCCGCCCUGUAUCCUGAUAUCAUUCUCACCAAUGACGACAAUACUGAAAUUAAUAUGCAAAGUUUGAAAUUUUCUGUACCGGAAUGUGACGAAGCAGACAUUAAAGGAUUUUUAGGCAUGUCAGGUGAUUCAAUCCAAAUGAACACAAUAGACUUUGCCAGUGCAGAUCCGUUGGGUAUUAACUCAGUUCCAAAAGUACAUAAAGAUUUUGAAGACCCUAACGAAAUUAUACCCAAAAGCAUCAAUAUGCAAGCAAUGCUACUUGGCUCCCCCUUACAAAGAAUUAUCGGCCUGAGAGACUUAACAAAAUCAAUUCAAAUACUUCUCUCCAGACAAAUAAUUCUCAAUGUCCUAUCAAUUUUGUCAAUGAGUACCAACUACGUCAACCUAAUUUCCUGUUUGGAACUUAUCGGUUUAGGUAGCAUUGGUAAAGUGGUGCGUCUAAUGACUCUAACCGCAAUGAACCGCGUCGAAAUAGGCAACAUAGAAAAUACGCCAGAUAUUUUAAGCUUCAGAUUGCCAAAGGAUUUCAAUCAGUUGACAACUAAUUUGCCUAAUGCCGCAAACUCUUGCCUGCAACAUUUGAGCGUUUGCAUAGCCGCUUUGGCUCAAAACGAUCUCGAUGCUUCAAAUUUAGUCAUUGAUAUUUGUACUAAGGAUUUAUUAUUGGCAGCUUUUGGUGUUUCUGUACCAGAAGCAGGUUUUGCUGUGACUCAGGCUUUAGUUAAUAUUCUUUCUACACACGGAGGUUGUUCGCUAAUGGAUUUGCCUAAAGAAGAAAGUUGUUUGAGUCCGCAAGCGGAAAGGGUUGGGCCUUUAACUUUGGCCAACGCUUUGUCUGCUUAUAUUUUAUCAAACAAAGUUAAAAAGCAAAAGGAGUGGGCUGCUCAACAAUUGUUCAAAUGUAUUGCUACUAAAAUCCAAAUGAUGUCAGGAUCUAGUUUGGAACAAGUUAAUUUUGCUGAUCUUUCCAAUACAAUGCCCAAGCAAGAAAUUAGUUUAGUUGAAGGUCAUGACAAUAGAGUAAGUACGUUAGCUUGGCAUGAAGCAACAAACACUUUAGCUUCUGCCGGCUACGAUGGAACCGUAAGACUAUGGCAAAUUGAACCCCAAACACCCCCCAUUCUCUAUUCAACUUUAGUAUUCUAUACCAGCUUAGAUACAUUUGGAAAUGAAUUGCAAGGAAAACUUAUAGGUCAUUUAUGUUGGUCACCAAUGGGUGAUUAUUUAGCUGCAGCUCUAGAUGGUGUUAUUAAUAUUUGGCCAAUCAGAAAAACCAACGACGUUUGGUUUAUAGAGCACCAAAAAGAAUUUAUAACCGUAUUGUGUUGGCCUAAAAACAAACAUCUAGAAUCUGAAAACAAGGAGCAUUUAUUAGUAGGCAAAAUUGAUGGAACCGUAACAAUUUUGUGUGUUUUAAAAGAUUCCAAAAGAGUUGAAACUUUGAUGAAUUUUUCGUUGCCUCAUGCAGUGGUUCAUGUGGAUUGGUUUCACGAAAAUGCACACUUUGCCGUUGGUUAUUUGGAAGGGACGUUGAAAUUAGGCAAACUCGAUUGUCAAUCUAGUAUAGUUACAGUGCAAGCGCACAAAAAUACCAUUUCCGCAGUCGAAUGGGAUCCCAGAGGCGUUUUGCUGGCCACAAUAUCAGUAGACAUGACUUGUAAGCUGUGGAAAGUCACUGAAGAGAAAUUAGUGCUUUUGCAUACGAUAAUUUUGACUUAUGAGCCAACCAGUAUUACGUGGUCUCCGCUUGUAGGUUGGGGAAAUUCACCGCUACUAUUGGCUGUCGGUACUAGUUAUGGAACUGUUAAUUUGUGGAAGAUUCCUGAUGAAAAAAAUACGCUUAAUGAGGUGCCUGGUUUGAUGUUUUCUUCACAAGGGCAUUCUUACAAUGCUGUUACAAGUUUGGCUAUUGAUUCUAGUGGAUUAUUGUUGGCUAGUGGUUGUUUGAAAGGUCCUAGUGGUGUUGUAAAUAUUUGGUCUCUAUCUGAUGGUAGUUUGGUUUACACUACAACCGGUACCGGUGGAGUAAAUACAAACGGUUUAAAAUGGAUUAAGCCCCUGAAUAGUUUGGCAAUAGCGUUUUCUCGUUCGAAAACAUUUAGUAUAUUAAAAUACGACUUGGAAGAUUUAAAAAAUAAUCUUCCUUUGGCCGCAAUGAGGUGCGCUUUGUUGAAAAAAGGAAUUAGAGGUAUUAAAAAUACGUCGUUUUUCAAAAGCUUUGUCACCCUUUUGCCCAAAAUGCUCCAAGAUCAAUUCACAGCUGAAAAACUUCAAGUUUCCACCGGUGCUCAAUUGAUGCACAGUGUUUAUCUGAAAAGCUUAGCCUCGUUGGCUAUAAUACUUGAUUUAGAUAAAGUAAUUUGCUAUAAACUGGCCCCAUUCAAUGAUAAAGCCCCAUUAGAAAUUAAUCAAGAAUACCAUUGGUUGCACACUUUUAGCUUAGCUUCGCAAAUGGCUGAAGGCCUAAUAAAAAGAAUCGACUUGCCAGAAAACGCAGUCAAUCUUAGUCAAGUUUUAGAGGACAAUGUGCCUCCGGCCGCCAUACAAAACGUAUUUUGGACUAUCAAGCAGGACGAACAAAUUAUGCAAUGGGCGGCGCAGAGGCCUCAGGAUUGGGAGAUUGGAGGAAAAUGCAAGGCCUAUCUGUGGGGUUCAGACAGACACGGCCAACUAGCAGAAUUAGGCUUCAGCGCCUCGGCCCCUUUUGCAGUAGCCUCGUUUUCCGUAGCCAGAAAAAUAGUGUGCGGUCAAAAUUGCACUUUCGUCAUCCUAACGAACGGCACGGUCAUGGCGUGUGGCGAAGGCAGCUACGGACGCUUGGGCCAAGGCAACUCUGACGAUCUGCACUCGCUAAGCGUCAUAUCCAGCUUGCAAGGCUUCGUCAUAACAGAUCUGGCUACAUCUGUAGGUUCAGAUGGUCAUAGUUUAGCGUUGGCGGAAAGCGGCGAAGUUUUUUCGUGGGGCGACGGCGAUUACGGCAAACUGGGCCAUGGAAAUAGCGACAGACAACGCAGACCUCGACAAAUUGAGGCUUUACAAAACGAGGAAGUUGUACAAGUCGCUUGUGGAUUCAAACACAGCGCUGUUGUGACUAGUGACGGAAAACUUUUCACGUUUGGUAAUGGCGAUUAUGGACGUUUAGGCUUGGGCUCCACGUCAAAUAAAAAACUACCAGAACGAGUAACUGCUUUGGAAGGUUACAAAAUCGGUCAAGUCGCUUGCGGUCUCAAUCAUACAGCUUGCGUGUCGCAAGACGGCUUAGAUGUUUGGACUUUCGGAGAAGGUGACUAUGGCAAAUUAGGCCUGGGUCACACUACAACGAAAUCGAUUCCGCAAAAGGUUGAAUCGCUGGGCAGUUUGGAAAUCAAAAAAGUUGGUUGCGGUACCAACUUAACGAUAUUCCUGGCUAAAAAUGGGAAAUUGUUUGUCAGUGGUAUUGACAGGGUGCCUUGGCACACUCUGAUCAGAGACAAGCCUUCGUAUUUGCCGCAUCAGAUUGGUACUUUGGAGGAGUAUUUUGUUGAGGAUUUUGCUAUCGGAACUGAACAUGCUUUGAUUUUGACUAAAUGUGGCAAAGUUUUUGGUUGGGGUAUGAACACAGAAGGCCAAUGUGGACUUUCACAUGUUUCGUUGGUCAGAGAACCGGAAAUGAUUACCGAGUUGUCUAGCAAAGGGAUCAAACAAGUUUCUACAGGCCGGACUCACAGUGCUGCCUGGUCAGCUGCCCCUUUACCUAAGAGGGAACCUGGAGUUACUCAAACUUUGACUUUUGGCUUACCCUCUGAGAUACCACCGCAAUAUGAUCAUCUUUGUGGUGUUUCUAUCAAGUCUAUUCAAGCCAGGUUGAAAUUCCUCUACAAUUUCUCUGACAAACUGUACUCUUGUUGGACCUUUAUGCCUCUCAGCUCCCAACAAGCCGAAUUCAACGUGCCACCCCUAGAAGGCUUAAUAUCUCCAAAAUUACGACCUUUACUAGCUCCAAGAGUAUACACUUUACCAUUUGUCAGGUGCGUAGGCAAAACGAUGGUGCAAGGCAAAAACUAUGGCCCACCGAUAGUUGUAAGGAGAAUUGCGCAAGAAGGUAGAAAAGUCAAACCAAUAUUUGUCCAAAUCGCUAAACAAGUGGUUGAUAUUAAUCCGCAAGAUUUGCGAUUGCCUUCGCGUGCCUGGAAAGUUAAAUUGGUUGGAGAAGGUGCGGAUGAUGCAGGUGGUGUUUUUGAUGAUACUAUAACUGAAAUGUGCCAGGAAAUUACUACCAAUGUUGUACCACUUUUGGUACCCACUCCAAAUGCGUUGAAUGAGGAUGGUUUUAAUCGGGACAAAUACUUGAUAAAUCCUCAAUUGACUUCCAGUCAGCAUUUGUCUUGGUUUAAGUUUGUAGGGAUUUUGUUUGGGGUUGCAAUAAGAACCAAAAAGCCUUUGGCUAUUCCAUUGGCUCCGAUUAUUUGGAAGCUUAUAGCUGGCGAGCCUGUAACUGUUGAAGACUUGGAGGAUACUGACGCUAUGUACGUGCAAACUUUGAGGAGUAUUAGGGAUAUUGAACAAUCGGGCGUGACUGCCGAUUACUUUUACGACGUUAUACCUUUGCAGACUUUUGAGGGACAAAGUUGUACUGGAAAGUUAGUUCCUAUUGUUCACGGAGGCAAAAAUAUAGCAUUGACUUUUGAGAAUCGUGCCCAGUACUAUGAACAAGCUGUAAAAUAUAGAUUGCAAGAGUUUGAUUUACAAAUUGCCGCAAUAAAAGAAGGAAUGUCAGGAGUUAUACCAGUACCCCUCCUAUCCUUAAUGACUUCAGAUUAUUUGGAACAACUCGUAUGUGGCAUGUCUGUAAUUUCCAUAACCGUUCUAAAGAAAAUCGUAAGAUACAGAGAAUUAGACGAAGAAAGUCAAUUGGUAAAAUGGCUCUGGAACAUUCUAGAAAAUUUCACCGAUAACGAAAGAGUAUCCUUUAUGCGUUUUGUAUCUGGUAGAUCCAGAUUGCCGGCAAAUUUGGCCGAUUUGUCGCAAAGAUUUCAAGUUAUGAAAGUGGACAAAGCAAUGAAUGGUCUUCCAACGGCGCAAACUUGUUUCUUCCAGCUGCGCUUACCGCCUUAUACUAGUCAGGAAAUAAUGGCAGAAAAAUUAAGAUAUUCUAUCAAUAAUUGCAGGUCUAUAGAUAUGGAUAAUUAUAUGUUGGCUAGAAAUACUGAGCAAGGGAAUUUGUCUGAUGAGGAUUGGUCUUAUGGCAGUUAAAUAUAAUAUGUUGUUUUUAUUUGCUUAAAUCUUUUAAUUUAUAAAUAAAAUUUUGUUACUAUUUCAAUUAAUCUAUUGCAAGUGAUCUGAAACUUCCUUCCAUUCCUAACAUUUUCUUUCCAGAAUUCUUAUUAUCGCUAGGCCUUUUGGAUUCAUCCACGGUCCAUCUAGAAGAAUCAUUGAUGUAGUCUCGGUGUUCCAUUAUUUUAUCCAGCCAGUAUUUUCUGAUAUUAGCUACGUUUCCAGCUUUACCUCCGUAUUCGUUUGGAAGGACGUCUUCUGGUACAUAAUCCAAAAGAGUGGAAGAAUUUGGUAAGUGAGUAUUAACCAUUUUUCCUACUUCAGUUUUCAUAAAAGGUUUGAGUAUUUGCAUGCAUCUAUCAAGAAACGAUGGUACAUUUAUCAAAUGGAUUUGUUUCAGUUUAAUAGGAUGAGCUUCUUGUGUGUAAACCAUGUACUUUUUCAACACUUGUAAAUUAAUUUUGGUUAAAUGUUUAAGGGUAAAAUUGUCCAUAUCAAAUAUAGGCACUUCGCCGUCUGGUAUUUCGUGUUCGAUAUGCAUACGGACAUCGGCAAAAAUGAAAAACGCCUUUAGAGCGUUUAUGAAGUGAUAUUUUGCCGGAUCAGGGGUUUUUAUAUGGUAAAUGAAUAUUUUGUUGUUCUCUUUGGUUAAUUUUGGUAACGUUAUAAAGUCAAUAUUUUCAAAUAUUUCUCGUAUCUCUGGAGAAGCAGGAUCUCUAUCGGUAAAAAUUUCUGGAGUUUGAGAUCUUAUUGUAUAAAAUAAAUCAAUUAAAUAUUUGCUUUGUUCUAUACUAUUAUUGCUACAAUGUAAAAACCUCUCGAGCAAUAUAUCAUCAAUUUUUUGAGGUAAGUGUUGCUGUUUGACCAACCAUUCUUUCAAAAUUUUAACGUCCGAAGCCGCAGAUGCCAUUUUCGAUACUAAAUUUGCACAAAAAUCCAAUGCAAGGUUACUAAAAUGAGCAUGAAACCAAUCAACGAUUAUACACUUUCACAUCAUCAUAGCAACUUUCCACUUUUUUUUUUUUAUUCGAAUUUGUACCUGAUGAUGAUAUAAGUGGAGAUUUAUUUGCAUUUGCGACGAGAUUAUUUUAGAAUUUUUAAAUAAAAAUUUGAAUGAUUUUGAGACUUUGUAUUAUUUGAAAUGCGUCUGGGCAUAAUUUUGAUCGUUAACUCUUUAAAGGGCAUUCUACCCACUUAUUUAUAAGUGGAAAGUAGCACUUCAUUGUACACUUUGUUUUAAA
Ceutorhynchus assimilis (cabbage seed weevil) is the source of this 13607-nucleotide messenger RNA. Lineage: Eukaryota; Metazoa; Arthropoda; Insecta; Coleoptera; Curculionidae. The record is from the annotation of a GenBank genome assembly.